Paramuricea clavata is the source of this 798-nucleotide messenger RNA. Lineage: Eukaryota; Metazoa; Cnidaria; Anthozoa; Malacalcyonacea; Plexauridae. The record is from the annotation of a GenBank genome assembly.
AUGUCCUCCGAUCAUAAAAUAAUUCGAUUUACGUUUUCUACGGCAUCCAAUCCCAUCAUGACAAACCGUCGUUUGGUCUACGAUUAUGGACGAGCCAAAUUUGAUGAUCUAAGAAAAUGUCUAACGGACAUGGACAUAUGUUCUCUCAUGAGAAACAAUGUAACGGAAACGAGUAUCGAUGAUGAUUGGUCAAUUUGGAAGAACACUGUGAUGACUGCUGUUCAUAAUUGUAUUCCCACUAAGUACGUAGAUCCGCGUCGCUCACCACCUUGGAUAACUCCAAACAUCUUGCACCAGAUUCGUAAAAAAGCAACUGCCCGUAAGAAAUUUCUGCAUAAAGGAACUGACUAUCUCAAAGAAACGUUUAGCAGAUUACGAAGCGAGGUCAAAAAAGUUAUACAAGAAAGCAGAGAGUCGUUUUUCCCUUCCUUGGGCAGCUUGUUAAAGGUGAAUCCCAACCGUUUUUGGUCCGUUUUCAAAUUUAAUUCAAGUUCUGGAAACAUACCGAACUCUGUCUCAAGAUUCGACAAUAACAAUCCUGGGAGUAGAUUACAAGCUAAUACACCUAAUGACAUUGCGACGAUGUUUAAUGAGUACUUUCAAUCUGUCUACACCUGCUUUCAGGAUCUAUCACCUUCGUUUCAACCAGAUUCAUCUUCUCCAUUAUCAAGCAUUUCAUCAAUUGACCUAUCGGUAGAAGAAGUUUUCCAAGCCUUGCAGAACUUAGAUCCGUCAAAGGCGCUCUCUAUAACCAGAAAAAACAUCACCUUUGGUUUCUCCAUACAGUCUUGCCGGUGA